UUAAAUCUUAUUAAAAAAACAACAAUAUUUGAAUUUGAUAAACUUGAUUGAUUACUAAUCUCUCAAAGUAAUUAUCAGGCUAUAGAACAACUUAAUAACGUAAUCUACAAGCAACGAUAACGUAACCCCAGCAUUUAAUUUUCAUUAUAAAUGAGUGUCGGUUAAGUUGAUAAGUGAUUAGUAUAUUCUUAACCAAUAUGAAGUGGUAGGGUUAACAGUUUUGACUGGACUGCAUUGCGUUAUUAAUUUGACAUUUAUAUAAAUUAUCAUGUUGAUUCCACCUUCAUAUUUAUUUUAUUUGACCAAUUGUAUUUUAUUCAUACUAUUUGUGUCUGUUUCACCAGAAAGCAAAAAAUGUCACUCGUUAUAUAGUGAUAGCAAAUAUUAUCUAGGGACAAAAACUCCAUACAGUUAUGUGGCUAAUGUUGAUGACGAUCCUAUUGUUUAUGGAGAUUGUACCCCAAUCAGAAUCUGGGCCCUCGUGCGCCACGGGACCAGGAACCCUGGGAAAAUAUCAGAAAAAAUGAGGGUGAAUUUGUCUGCGUUGAAGAUGAUUUUGAUGGACCGUCACGAGGCAGGGAAAGGAAAUCUCUGUCGGGAGGAGGUGGAGGAACUGCGGAAGUGGAAACCGACUGUAGAUCCAUCGGAACUCAAGUUCCUUACUCACGAAGGUGAAGAAGAAAUGCUUCUUUUGGGAGAGAGAUUCCUCAACCGGUUUCCUGACCUUCUUCCAGAGUCUUACUCAAACAGAACGUACAAGUUUCGACACACUGCAACGCAGCGCACGCGGGAGAGCUCACAGUACUUCACCGUUGGACUGUUCGGGCGCAGGCAGAAGGCUCACGUGUGGUAUCCUGAGCCAUUGGCCAAGGAUCCAAUCCUGAGGUUCUAUAAAUUGUGCAAACGUUGGAGAACUGAGGUGGACAAGAAUGCAGACGCUUUGACAGAACUGGACAAGUUCAAGGCUACACCACUGGUGUCCAGAAUGUUAGACAAUAUCUCGGCCAGGAUUGGUCUCAGCGAUAGGAUCUCGUUUGAGGAUGCAAAGUUGAUUUACCAGACGUGUGCGUUUGAGACAGCCUGGCACCCCAAGUCCCCAUCCCCGUGGUGUGCCCUCUUCUCCAAGGAUGAUCUAGAGAUACUGGAGUAUUCAGAAGACCUGAAGUACUAUUGGAUCGACGGGUACGGUUACCCAAUCACGUACAAACAGGCCUGUGUCGCUGUCAAUGACAUGUUUCAUCAUCUCACUGAUGAGAGCCAUCCCCCGUACACAUUCUACUUCACCCAUUCCGGCACUAUUCUGAAGGUGCUCUCCCACCUCCAGCUGUACCGGGACCCGUUACCUCUCUCAGCUGAUCUGUUCAACAAGACCCGCCUCUGGCGAACCUCCCAGAUUGAUGUGUUUGGGAGCAACCUGGCCUUCGUCCUGUUCAGCUGCAAGGAUGGCUACAAGAUACUGACGAUGCACCAAGAACGGCCGGUGACUCUGCCAGGAUGUCCUGAGGAUCACCUCUGUCCGUUAGACUCACUGCAGGACUUCUACCGCCACAGCAUAGAGAACUGCGACUUUGACCAGUUCUGCCACCUAGAUACCUGAUCAGGCUCAGUGAUUCCGUAGGAUCUCUUAAAAUAAUGAAUAUUUUAGCUUAUCCUUAUCAAGGUAGAUAAUACAGGUACAAAAGGAGGUACACACUCGCUAGUCAUGUCCUGUUACAACAAUCAUUUGUUAUUUACCCAACAUGAGUUAACUUUUUAGAAAUCUUGUUUUAAACUAUUUAAUUCUCUUUAGUAAUACAGUUAUUACAUAGAGUUUACGAAGAAAGUUUUCUCAGAAUGUAUCAAACAGUAAAAGAGAGCGAGAGAACAAAAUAUUGAGUUAAGUACGACAAAAUGUUUUAUCCAAAUAACAAACUUGGUUAAAGUUCAAACAAAGAGUUUUAGUUUCUGAACAAUCGAGAUAUUGAAGAUGUAAUGAUGUAAAAUAUAGACUUUGUGUGCACAGUUACUAUAUUUUUUACCUUGCAAGUUUCUUGCAAUUUUAUUUAUCCACUUGUGUUUAAAAAUGUUGAAAUGGUAUUCAAUGUUAGUUUAGAAUCAGUGAGAUAAUGUUUCAUUUUAAGUUCCAUUUAUAAAAUUCUAAUAUAAAAAAUUUGGGUAGUAAGGCUUAAGGCAAUAUGAUGAAAAGUUUGAUGUAUUUGCCACUUAUGGAGUACAAGGAAGAAAAGAUAAGUGUAAUUCUGAUGGUGUACGUACUAAGUUAUAGAAGACCAUUUAAAACACCUAUUAGUUGUAGUUUUAUAAAUUAUAUGUUAUUCAGUCUGAUCCAACAUCUUCUUACUAAUAAAACAUUCAGAACAAGAAAAAUGUACAUCCAAUCUUACAGCUUAAAACUGUUGUAGCAUUCUUGUAAAAUUAUCAGUAUGCGUAGCAUAUAGGUUUUGCUGAAUCUAAGAGUUUUGGAUCUUACUGCUUGAAUUACACCGGUCUUAUUAUUUAGUACUAAUUAUUAGUACUACCAUUAUUAAUUAAUAAGUAUUGGUUUAAAACUAAAGUUUGAACAUAUCAAAAAUGUAAAACUUGCCUUACUUUUUAAAUAUAAAAAAAGAAUAGGUCAGUCUCCUUUUCACCAUUAUUCUUUCAGGAAUAUGUUUGCCCCUGAUUAAACACGGUGCAACAUCUUCAAAAUUAAAUUUUAAUUUCCAUAAACUUUGCAUAUCCUUUUGUAAAUUUUGUAAGGGCUCUAUUGCAUUAUAAAUGCAUGCACUUUUAACUUGAUCCUAAAUGUAAAAUCAUUUUUAGUCACAGCCAUAGUAUAGUAUAGUAAAUUAUAGUUUCUCCUCACUAUUAGUUUUUUUUAGUAUUAUCUUUGUAACAAAAUUGCAGGACGGAACAUAAAUCGCAGUUCAGCUUAUUUAGCAGCCAUUGGAUUUUUAGAGUUUAAACUCUUAUAACUCUCCAGAUCAUGUUACGAUAGUUGUUCAGAAAGUAAGUUUCAAGGCAUCUAAGUGUUGAAUGGGUGGUGGUGUGUAUCUUCUUUCACUACACUUUUGGCACUGUUACAGUGAAGAUCGUUGUACUAUUCUAAGUGUUGUAGACUAGUGUUCAAAACGGCUCGUCAGACGACUGUUAAGUACAAAAUGUCAUUGGAAUUUUAGAAUUUCAUUGUACAUUGUAUUCUGUAUAUGGAGAAGGCAUGAAAUACUGUAGUUAAAUAAUUUUGCCAAUUGUUUCGUGAAGGACAAACGUAUGUUCACAGCGGAAAAUGAAAUGGCCUACCAUCUGUGGUUACCGAGACUUUGUUGAACAAAACAAUUAUGAAAAAUUGAAGGUUCACAAUUUCACAGCAUUUUUCACAGUUAUUAAGAAUUUGAUUGUAUAAAAUUGUGAUUGGGAAACUUGGAUAUGGUAAAUGUUAUGCCUGAUGGGUACGAAACUCUUGACUGAUGAAAUCAAAACAAAAAGAAUGUGUAAGAUCAGCUCUAGGUUUCUUAUACAUUACUAUGAAGAAGAUGACAAAUUUCUUAAGCAUAGUCAUUACUAUUGAAAAAUCGAUUGCACUCCACAAAAAUCGUCACUGCCAACUAUUGGUUAUAAGCAUAGGAGGCAGAAUUUUAUUUAAUAUAUUUUGAAAAAUUUGUACCUAGAUAUAAGAAGAGUUUAUGUUGUAACCAAGUUGAAUAAUAUUUAAUAAUGUUUCUUAAAAAACACAUAUUAUAAAAAAGCUGUAAAGUUAUGUGUAUUUUUUUAUUUAUUAAAACAACUUUCUGAAUGACCCUUGAACUUAUCACUUAUUUAGGAAGAGUUUUAUGGGCAUAAAAGAUAUCAUAAAAACAAUUUUUUGGACUUCUAAUUUAAAAAAAUUUGUAAUGAAGUAAAUAAUGAUUGUCUUCUUGGUUACCUAUGUUAAUUCCUUCCAUUUUAUAAAACAAGUACCAAAAAUCAAAAUUUUAAAAAAUUCAAGAAAGAUGUUAGUUACUACUCUUUGAAACAUGAGCCAAUUUAAUAUUAUUAAUCAUCAUUGUAUUUUAUAAAAAUAUGAUUAGCAAAUUUUAGCAAAAAUAGUUUUUGAGUAUUCCUAGAUUUGUUGUAAUGUUUUGUAAACUGUUAUUUUGAAGUAUGGCUUCAUAGUUUAAUGCAUAACUGUGUAAUUUACAUUUAAAUUAUUGUUAUUUUCUUUAGUGGGAUUUGCUCAAGAUGUACCUCUCAACAAAAGUUUUUAAAUGUACUAAAAAGUAUACUUAUAUGUAUACUCUAUUUAUAUGUGUACUUUUUAAUUUAUUUAAUUAAUGAAUUAUACUUAAGAUGACACUUUUUUAACUGUACCAACUUGCUUAUCUUUGAACUCAGUAGUGAUUCCCUUAAUUUUGCACAUUCAAAGUUUAUACGACUUUUGACGGGAUGUUGAAAUUCCGCGAAACAGUUGAGGUCUGCUAAGCACAAACUAAACAUCUAAUGUUUGUGUAGUUCCAUAGAGUUUAUAUGUGUAAUAUAAAAUGUACAGGAGUAGUGCACGAUUGAUUUGAGAACAUUACAAUUCUAAUGGUACUAUCAAUAAUUGCUCUGAUGAUGUCUCAGUCUCAACAAUAGAUUGUUUCUGACUCUGUACCAUUAUAAUUACACUUCCACUGUUUUGCACUAAAAUUAGUUAUAUUUUACAGAAACAAAACUGUUAACAGAGUUUAAUGUUCUUUCACCGUUUUCAGGGAAAUGGUGGUAUAUCAUACUUUUAAGUUUCGGUUCUGUUACUCUUAAAAAACACAUUGUUUCUUUUUCAGUACAUAGUAAUAUAGUAUAUUUUUACAAUCUGAUAACAUUUUGCCAGUACAUUGGUUGUGUGUACCCAAAACUGUCGCAUGUUCACAUUGAAAUACUUCUUACUGGAACAUGUUUUGCACAAAACUGUGAUUUGUGAGGUACAAAGUUUGUCCGGAAAGUAUCCAACCUUCCCUUGCUGACUGAUUGUCACCCAUGUGAUUGUAUCAUACCGGUUAUGGCACCCUUCAGAAAGUGCCACCAGGCAUUCUACGCGCUCUGCGCAGUCAGUGAGUCACAGCACUCACAUUCUGCAUCAGAGAUAGUCUCUGUGAUACACACAGUUAUGGGUGAUACUCAGAUAAUUUAGUGGUUUAGGCGAUUCAAGAUAGCCGCAUUUCAGUUAAAAGUAGCCCGCAAUCUGUCAAAAGCCAGAUAUCCAGAAACAUUGCUCGUUUUCAAAUUGUAAAAAAAAAAAUCACAAACUGAAUCCAAAUUGUGAAAUUUUACAAACUGCAGUUUUUGAGGUGCCUAGAUCUUUUUUCAAUUCCUGUUCAGCCAAUCGACCGUUUUCAUUGGUUCCCACACAAACACGAAGAAGAAUGACAAGUUUCUGGAAAAGAUUUACACUAUCGCAGUGUAAUGUGACUGACACAAGCACCUGUAAUAACAACAAAGCAUCCCCAGUAGGGUUCACUUCUGGCUGGUUUAUACCUCCCAGGUGAACCUACCACUGGGAUCAGCAAAAACCGAUGUGUCACUUAAGUCUGGGCAACCUUAGGACUAGGAGUGGCAUGUCACCAACCACAAAUGUCGAGAUAUUGGGGUGCAAGGGUAGGUCGAUAGGCCUAGUCUGUGGACAUGACUGUUGGGGAUGGUCGGGUUCCGUAAGUUUUAAGGGCUGUUGCUAGCCUAGACAUAAGGCUUGCCAUCCCCUGCCUGCUUUAAUUGGAGAGGACGCUACAGAGCUGGCUACCCCUCUGUAGGUUGGCUACCCCUUCUUCCAAGGAGACAUGACUGAGAUUAAUUCCUAAAAUCUUUUCUCAUGGGUCUAGACAGGAGGUUUCCCAACCCCUAACCUUACCCAUACAGAAUAUCCUGUCAUUCUGGAAGCAGCACAAAGGUCCUUUUAGGACUAAGUGCAAUUUCUCAGUUUCUUGAACAUACAAAGCAAUGUUCUGUGACUCACUAACUGUGUGGAGUGUAACAAACUCAUGCGUGGCGUUCUCAAAAGGUUUCUCCCUCCAUCACUAUAACCGAUCUGAUACGGUCAUGUAAUAUCAUUGUCCAGCAAAGGGAGGUCGCAUACUUUUUGGACAAAUCUUGUACAUAAAACACUCAAUGUCAAGAGAAAUUACUAACUGAGUGCUCUACCAGGUACAGUUAAUGCUGGUAUUAUGACUGGCCAUUGAAUAGCGCUGUAAAAUGUUGUUGCUGUGGGACAUUUGCAUAAAACUCUUGUUAUCAGUCUUUUAAGCUCUUAUCUCAGUAUGACAAUAUGUCUUAUUACUUUGAUAAUAUUGCAUUUAUCCGUAUUUGGGUAACCAGUUAGUACAUGGCUUGUAUAAAAAUGUAUAUUUAAGUAAUUAAUCAUUAGUGCUUGUGUUUUUGCAAAUUAACUUUUGUAUUGUUUACUUGUUACAUUUAUGUAGAAUACUCACUUUCUCUAAUGUUAAUAAGUGUACUUAAUCUCUAAACUAAUGUAAUUAUACUGUUAAUUAAAUUGAAAUGUUGUCUCUUGCAUAAAAACCUUUGAUCAGGCAUGAUAAAUAUUUCAUUAAAUUUUGCCAACAAUGCCUAAGCAAAUCAAUAUUAAUUAAUUUUUACCAAAAUUGUGCAAUAUACGAGUAUGUAGGAAUUAAUUAAUUCUAAUUAGACUUGAUCAAAUUUUUUAAACAAUCAUUGGUUCUACAUUAAUAAAUAUUUUAUUAUAUUAUACAAACUAUUAUACUCUUAAGUGAUAUUAUGAAACAGUAAACAGGUUCCAUAUCUCAAAGUGUUGUGUUUCAAAUGUAUUUUUACUACAUGAUGUCUGUAUGUGCCUCAUUGUAAACAAACAUAUCAUGAAAUCUAUCAGCCCUUUGUAAUUUCUAUAUUUUAUUCUUAACUAUAACUUUAAUAAUAUAACCUUGUUUGUUGUAUUAUAUAUCUUGUUAUGUGAUUACAUUGUGACAUGCAUAAUUUUAAUAUCUUUCAACACAAACAGUUGUUAUAAGAAUAAAUACUCUUGUUAUAUAUAAUAUUUAUGUCUUGCUCACUUAUUAAAAUAUUAUGAAAUAUAA
This is a messenger RNA of Homalodisca vitripennis (glassy-winged sharpshooter), 7034 nucleotides long. RefSeq names its product multiple inositol polyphosphate phosphatase 1-like. The record is from RefSeq and is a predicted model, not a curated record. Bases 269 to 1597 code for a protein of 442 amino acids. The transcript has 9 exons. Gene Ontology annotation, molecular function: inositol phosphate phosphatase activity; acid phosphatase activity. Lineage: Eukaryota; Metazoa; Arthropoda; Insecta; Hemiptera; Cicadellidae.